ACGAACAAUGUUGGCGACUAUAUAACUGCUGAAACAUACGUCACAUCAACACUUCACCCUAACACCUCGAGCCCUCAGGUUCCGUGCCAUCAUGGGUUUCAGUGUAGCCUUCGUUUUGGCCACAAUUGUUCAUGUGAUUACAUCACAAGGCCCACCGCAAGAGUUCACGGGAGGACCGCGUUUCCCGCCAAAUCUUCCAGAACAAUGUCGACGUCCCCCACAAGACGUUAACAACCCUCACGAAUGCUGCAAAAUACCUCCUUUUUUCACUGAUGAAGAGUUCCAAGAGUGCGGAUUCAGGAAACUUAAUGAGGAAGGACCACCACAAAGACCACAAGGUCCACCUGAUUGCUCCAAACAAUUAUGCAUGCUUAAAAAGCACGAUCUUCUCAAAGAUGAGACUACGAUCGAUCACGAGAAGUUAGCGGCAUUUUUGGACAAAUGGACGUCUAAUCACACAGAAUUCCAGUCAGCUAUAGUAUCAGCAAAAGAGUUAUGCGUCGGAAGACAACUUCCAGGGCCGCCUCAAAUCUGUGAAGCUAAUAAAAUAGUCUUCUGCAUCAGUUCUACAUUGUUUGCUAAAUGUCCAAUUUGGGACGAAUCAGACGGAUGCCAAAAACUUAAAAAUCAUAUGGAGGAGUGCACACCUUUCUUCCAGAAUAAUCUUAAUAAUUCCAAUUAAACGCCAACUGCUGUACAAUUAUUUAAAGUAGAAGCACAAACUGUACUUAUUAUUAUUUAAAAAAAAUCGAUAGAGAAGAGCAUCUAUUCCACUUAUUCCUACUGAUCGCAUAAUAGUAGAGACAGGUGGAAAAAAAUCCACUCUUACCCUAGUGGGGAACGUUGGUAGGAACAAGUGGAAUUGCCAAUUAAAAGACCUUCAUGUCAUACAUAGCAUUACAACAGAGAGAGAAUCUAUGUCUUAGACAUGGUCUCAAAACAAAGAUGAAUGUAUUAUGUACCUUUAUUUUAAUAUAUUAAUAUAUAACUAUUACAAAGUACGAUGGUACACGCCACAAGUACUAUGUAUUAAACUAGUAUUAUUUUUAUUUAGAUUUAUUUUUUUUAUGUAAAUAGAAAAACUAAUUAAACAAUUAAAUAUUUUCA
Galleria mellonella (greater wax moth) is the source of this 1107-nucleotide messenger RNA. Its product is annotated as general odorant-binding protein 67-like. The transcript is spliced from 5 exons. Lineage: Eukaryota; Metazoa; Arthropoda; Insecta; Lepidoptera; Pyralidae. The coding region runs from base 92 to 682 and encodes 196 amino acids. The record is from RefSeq and is a predicted model, not a curated record. Gene Ontology annotation, molecular function: odorant binding.